This is a messenger RNA of Kwoniella botswanensis, 471 nucleotides long. RefSeq lists its product as uncharacterized. Gene Ontology annotation, biological process: heterochromatin formation. Gene Ontology annotation, cellular component: nucleosome; chromatin. NCBI's taxonomy places the organism in Eukaryota, Fungi, Basidiomycota, Tremellomycetes, Tremellales, Cryptococcaceae. Gene Ontology annotation, molecular function: structural constituent of chromatin; DNA binding; protein heterodimerization activity. Bases 1 to 471 code for a protein of 156 amino acids. The record is from RefSeq and is a predicted model, not a curated record. The transcript has 4 exons.
AUGCCAGGCAAGUCUUUCGAUACUCCUGCCGGGAAAGGUCAUAGUAGAUCGUCCAAGGCUGGGCUUAUAUUCCCGGUUGGACGUGUUCAUCGAUAUCUCAGAAAGGGCAGAUAUGCCGAUCGAGUUGGGGGAGGUGCUGCCAUUUAUAUGGCUGCAGUACUGGAAUAUCUCGUAGCAGAACUUGUCGAGUUGGCCGGAAAUGCAGCCAGGGAUAACAAAAGAUCUCGAGUGUCACCUCGACACAUUCUACUAGCUGUUCGAAACGAUGAAGAACUUCAUCAAGUGCUGGAAAAAGUCACCAUUGCCGAAGGUGGUGUACUUCCUCACCUUGAGAAGGAGCUCAUGCAAGAGAAAAGUAAGAGCAAGAGCAAAAAGAAGGGAUCCCAAACUACCGCCACAACCACCACCGAUAACGGAGUAGAGGAAAGUGGUCCAGGUAAGUCUUCUUCACUUUCAUAUAAUUUGAUAUGA